Dinoponera quadriceps is the source of this 2368-nucleotide messenger RNA. RefSeq names its product U6 snRNA-associated Sm-like protein LSm4. The record is from RefSeq and is a predicted model, not a curated record. NCBI's taxonomy places the organism in Eukaryota, Metazoa, Arthropoda, Insecta, Hymenoptera, Formicidae. Gene Ontology annotation, cellular component: U6 snRNP; spliceosomal tri-snRNP complex; P-body. Gene Ontology annotation, biological process: nuclear-transcribed mRNA catabolic process; P-body assembly; mRNA splicing, via spliceosome. The transcript has 5 exons. The coding region runs from base 1796 to 2215 and encodes 139 amino acids. Gene Ontology annotation, molecular function: U6 snRNA binding.
GGGUGCAUCGGAGCGUGUGAGGAUCCCUUCUUCUAGCUUCCGAGACAGCGGCGAUUGGUCGGCCGUGCCGGCUGAAUGACCCGCGAAUAAACGACGCCCGAUGUACCGUGCCGCGCGUGACAACGAGUGCUUUUUCGUCGCGAGUGCCUUACCUGUCUACGAACUUGUGUGUUGCGAAGGAAUCCGACGAUCGUCUGUGAUGUCCUCCGCCGGUGGGAGACUGGCAUCCGUUUGAGCUAUAGCACUCCAUUUGUCGAUGUAAACAUCGUGCCCGAGAACAAUAGAUGACGCGGUGACUUCGAUUGGAAAACAUCGAUGAUCGCUUUGGAAAGUAUUAUGUUCGGCUCGUUUUCAAUUCGAAGGUGUCUUGCAGUUGCUGAUGAAACUCUCUACCGAUAAAGCCGCCGAGACGGAUUGCCGGUCAUCUAGAAGUAAAUCUAAGCAGAAUCGCGUGAUUCGAUCACGUCGAAGAUAUAAUAUUGAGCACGACGCAACGAGUCCAUACUGCUGAUCGUGACUCCGGUCUGACCUGAUUUUCCACAUAAAGUUGUGUUUUUAUAUUCAUCGUUAAACUGAUGGCUUUAUAGUGAUAACUUUUAAAGUUUAAUGAGAUUAACCAUAAAUAGGAAAAUAAUUUUUACAUUAUCAUCGAGUUGAAUCUAAACUACAACUAGAACAUGAAAAACAUUCAUAGAAUCGACUUCCUUACGUGGAUUCCGAUUCUACGUUUUCAUCGUGGAACACUUUCAUUCACGAGAAUCCGCUUCCAUCACCGGAUUGAAUGAACCUGCCGGCGUUGUACAGCUGGUGCAUUGAUCUAGGAAGUUGAGCAAUUUGUUAGUCGAAAUUACCUGUGCUUUAUUAUCGACGGACACGUAGGUCAACGGAAGAUGGCAACGGGAAGAGUCAAUGUCGAUGACCGAACGGAUUUGAUAUUUAAAUUCAUGCUAAUGCAUUCGAUAUCACAUUGAUAACGCUUCAUACAUGAGAUUAAAGUGAAUCGGUUGAUCGCUGUUCGUCCUAAAUUAGGUUCACUUGUGCUUUAUCCGAGUCAUCCUUCGACUAUUUAAUCAGAAUAAUUAAUUUGACUCGAAGAGAUUCCAUAAUCGGUUUGUUACAGAUGUAACCGCGUAUUUAUAAUGACUUGUUAGAGCGAACUCGGGUAGAACAAAUUUCUAAAAGGUUCCUUAAAGAUGUUUGAAAGAUAUCUAAAAAAAGAAGAACGCCUUUAAGACAUGUCUUAGACAUUUAUUCUACCUGGGAAGAAUGUCGAAAAUCGAACGAGUGAAUGACUCAUCUACUCACCGAUUCUUUCGCAGAAGAUCGAAAGUUAACAAAUGCAGAUACUCUCCUGAACUGCUCUAUGUUAACAUUCUGCGUUCAAAGUAAAAUGAGAACAACGAUAUUCAUCACAUCUAUCAUAUUUAGCAGAAUACGAAAGCGGAAGAAAUUUAAAAGAAAGCAUAGAAUAUGCAGCUAUAGAGAACAAAUCGAGUAGGCCGUGUUCGUUGCAACUUGCAGGAUUCACCGACAGUUGGCAUUAUCGAGCAGGGCAUUUCUAGGGUUCUAAAAGAAAGCUUCCGGCGGAAGAUGCAACCCGCGUAAUUUUCCUAUGCCUAGGUAAUUUUUCGUUUACUUUUUCUCGAGAAAAGUUUCUGGGACGUUAGAAAUUCGCUAUUCGUUAGCCAACCGACGCAUCUGACGAGCUAUCUUAUCGUGAUAUCGAUUGCCGUGAAGUAUCGAGAUAUGUUGAUUAAUGGGAGCGAGGUUUAAUUAGGUAUAAGCCGUGUAAACAAUGCUACCUUUAUCCUUAUUAAGGACUGCGCAAAACCACCCUAUGUUGGUGGAGCUGAAAAACGGGGAAACAUACAAUGGACAUUUAGUUAGUUGCGACAACUGGAUGAACGUUAAUCUCAGAGAAGUCAUUUGUACUUCAAGGGAUGGUGACAAGUUCUGGAGGAUGCCAGAGUGUUAUAUUAGAGGCAGUACAAUAAAGUAUCUGAGGAUUCCCGAUGAAGUGAUAGAUAUGGUAAAGGAGGAUGUACAGAUGAAAUCGAGGGGACGUGGUGAAAUUAAAGGUCGAGGCCAGAGUCAGAGAGGACGUGGUGGUGGAAGAGGUACUUUUGGCAGAGGUGGCAGAGGACCAGCACCGUUGGGCCGUGGGGGAGGGACACAAGUGGGGAAUAAAUCACAAAAUAAACCGAGGCCAAAAUAAAAUCAAAUAUUUAUUGAGCUGUAGUUCAAUCAUUUUGUAAAAAAAUAUUUUUGCCCUACAAGUAAUCUCAUGAAAUUGUACACUGUCAUGUUGUUUGUUGCCGCACAAUCAUCUUGUAUAUGAAACAUUAAUAAUAGCUAAUGGUUCAAUUUC